Molecule: messenger RNA, 1695 nt
Organism: Acyrthosiphon pisum (pea aphid)
Lineage: Eukaryota; Metazoa; Arthropoda; Insecta; Hemiptera; Aphididae
Exons: 5
Coding region: 34-1122 (362 amino acids)
Biological process (GO): microtubule-based movement
Cellular component (GO): dynein complex
Molecular function (GO): dynein light intermediate chain binding; dynein intermediate chain binding
Source: RefSeq, a predicted model, not a curated record
UUCGACCGGUUCAUCACACAAGGAGACGAAAACAUGUCAGUAAUAACAUGUUCGAUGAAUUACAUAGCUAUGGCACUAAAUUUGAUCGAAAAAACUUGUUUUGAUUCAGAAAUUGGUGGCCACAAACAUAUGCGUUUGUUGUACGAAAAAUACGAAAACGCGUUACAUGAAGCUUUUAUUGCGAUGGUCUGGAACAAUUGCAAUGCGUAUAAAAAUAUAUUGGAUGGUGAACGUGUGGCCUUCAUGAUUAACGGACAGCUGAUCGAUGACAAAUUUACUCUCGUCCCUAAUAUCAACAUCAUACGCACAACAUUAAUCAAGGCUAUGGACGAUACUUUGAACCGAUUAAAAUCAGUGCCCAGAUGGCUGAGAACCACCAAUGUUCUAUGCCCGUUCGUCAAUAUCAUGGGCACGGACGAAUCACAUUUGCCCUAUGCAUAUUACACUCACGUGGCGAAAUGCAAAAAUUUGUACGACAUAAAAAAAGAAUGUUAUAGUUCCAUCAGAAAACUUGUCAACCGGUUGCAAAUAGCAGUACAGAAGUUUGCAGGAUUUGGUUUCAUGUUCGAAAAACGAAACAAAUUGAUAAUCGAUCAGUUUUCUGAAACAAAUCCUACACUAGCUGAUUACAAAGAGAAGUUGAAAUAUUUCCUCACGCUAUCGACCCGUGUUGAAUGCGAGUUGCACAUUGACUAUGGCUGUAUACGAAUCGACGUUUCCAAUUAUAUCAUUGUGCUACGAGAAAGGUGUGAUUUUUGGCAUUCAGUUUACGGGAAUCAAUUGAUACUCGAAUGUGACAGUAUUAUGGCAAAGUUUUCUCAAAGGAUCAUGUCAUUAGAAAAGCAGUUAAAUAAUCAUUUUCGAAAUUGCCAAGGACUUGACAUAGUGGAAAAAGCUAUUAAAAAUAUCAGACAAACAGUAUUUCAUGCUGAUUCCACAUUUCAUGAAAUACAUAAUCGAUUCCAUUUCAUGAUGCAACAUAAAAUAACUGUGCCAAAUUAUCAAUUAAGCCACUUCAAAGAUGUACAAAACCACUGGCAGAAUUUGUGCAAAGAUGCGUUAAGCAGGAACUUAUGUUUUGAAAAUGCAAAAUCGGGUCUUGUUACAAUUAACACCAUAUAAAUGUUCUGUAUUUAUAUGUAUAAUAGUUAGUCUCAUAAUGUGAUUGUAUAAGUAUUUUACCUAUAUACAAUUAAACGUUAGAUAUAAAUAUAUUAUUUAUUUUGGAAAAACAAGAAUCAAUAUGAUAAAUGCUAUUAUAGUGAAAAAACCUUUAAAAGUACUAACUUUUUUAAAGAGAAGAUUUUAUGUAUCUACUCAGAAGUCAUUUGUUGUCAAAGAAAAAUUACGUAAAUGUUGUAAUGUAUAGGUAAUAAACAAAUAAUUAGUAUUUAUAUGCUUGAGAUGCUUGAGUUAUAAGUCUAUAAUAAAGUAUGAUUGUAUAAUGUUGUUCAUUUUCCAUUAAUUAUUAUGAUAAAAUCAGGACUUAAAACCGUUUCCAAAAUUAUAGGUAAUCGGCUCCGGUAGGACCCGAAAUUUUUUUAAGAACCGGUUGCCAGUUAUCUUGUUCUGAGAAUUGCCGUCUACCGGUGUGGUAUCACCCGUAUUGGAUAAUAUGCGGUAAACCAACUAUAUGCCUUACCUCCGUACACUCUAAGCUAAUGACUAUCUCUAGAAUAAAUUCAGAUUAAUGCA